AGCAACUGGAGACAGGCAAAGAGCACAGUCCUCCUCAUACAACUACACACAGCCACGCACACACACACACGCAAGAAGCCACAAUGUGCCUUUCCCAGGUCUUCAUAUUGCUGACCUCAUUGGGGCUGGCAUUCUGUGUGCAAUUUCAAGCUAACAUAAAUAUGGCCGGAGUGCUGGGACAGACAAGCUUUGACUCCAGUCAGCAAACGGUCACGGUCAACAUCACCACAGGAUCCUGUGGCCCGAUGAAGCUCUCCCUACAUGCAUUCCCUGUUAUGUACGGCCACUUCCAAAUGCCCUGUCAGGAGACGAACAUUGGAGCGAGAGUCUACACCUUUAAUGUCAACCAGACUGCUGCCACUGUUAACGUGUCAGACCUGUUUGCUCAAAGGCCUCAGCUAGAUGAUCUCUCCCUGGUGGUCGAAGCGUGCAAUGGUACAAAGGCCUGCACUGUUGUUCGUCAAAAUAAAAAAGUGAACACCUGGCAGGCCAGAUUUUUUGUGGUUUGGGCAGGCGAUGUUUACAUUCGUCAAAAUGUAGGAGACAAUUCUGCUAGAAUCCUGUCCAACCUGGUUCCGGUCCAAGGCAGUAUAAAUGCCACCAGUGUUGAUGCAUUUGUGUCACAGAGCUCAACGCCCAGCUGUGAGGCUCUUCUGAACCAACUGAACACGUCCGGGCUGGGAAGUUUGUCCAGCCUGGGGAGCCUGGCGGUGGGUGCCCCCACCCAGCCAAAGAAAUCCAGGAAUGAUGUGACAAGUUUCACCAACAAUGCACGUUUUUUGGUACUCAAAUCUGGCGAAAAGUUCACAUGUGCCAUGGUCAGGGUGAUGGAAGAGAAGCAGGUGAAUGCCCGUGUUGACAUGAAAGGGGCCAAGGGCUACUUCAGCUUUAGUCAGCCAUCUCCAUUUGACGUAACAAAUAUAAGGGCGAAUCUGACUGGCCUGAAAAGUCAGGGCAAAGGUUAUCAUGUACAUCAUUUCCCGCUUCCUCAAAUGCUUUCAACCAGAGAGGGUGUCUGCAGCAAUGACAAUGUGGGGGGACACUGGAACCCAUUUAACGUGAACACAAGUGGCCCUGCAUAUCCCAAAGGUCCAGGUGCGACUCAUGACAUGUAUGAGGUGGGGGACCUCAGCAGCAAGCAUGGCUCCCUGGAAGGCACAGACAACUUUGAAAAAUCCUUCACUGACUGGAACCUUCCCCUUUUUGGCAAUAACAGCAUCAUCGGUCGCUCAGUGGUGAUUCAUUACCCAAACGGCAGCAGGUUUGCAUGUGCCAGCAUCGGAUACCCAGGAGAAGUGACUGUGGGUAAGUCGGUCUUCACACAUCCUGUGGUUGGCACCGUUUUCUUCACCCAGUUGAGGGCCAACCCUUACUCAGAUGUAUCUGUAUUCCUGGACCUUUCUUAUGGGGACCCAGCCACCUCUGCAACUAACGGUCACAAUUGGCACAUCCACAAGUACCCCAUCAGCUCUGAGGCUGACAAUGGCACGGAUCGCUGUCAGAGCACUGGGGGUCACUGGAACCCCUUCAACAUCAACACCACAGACAGCAGCUAUGCUGCCAACUGCAGGCCUGAUAAUCCCUUUGCGUGUGAAAUCGGAGACCUGGCCAGCAAACACCAAACUCUACACCUCCUUCCCAAGGUUGGAGGGGUGGAGAGCAAGUACUUCUUCACUGACACGACUUCCUGGGUCUCUGACAUAAGCUCAGUGAUUGGCAGAUCGGUGGUGAUCCACAGGGAAAACAGAAUGGGGCCCAGACUGGCUUGCGCUAACAUCACUGACGCACGGUUGCCAUCGGCACAGACUGGCUCCUGGGCUGGGGUGGGGACAGCCACAGGUCAGAUCCACUUUGUACAGGAGUCACCUCAGGGCCCAACGCAAAUCAACGUCUCCCUGUCGAAUCUGGCCUCCAGGGCUGGAGGCUACCACGUGCAUGUGCUUCCCAUUAAGAAUGGCAGCAAUCCCUGUUCUAAUGAGAACAUCUUAGGCCACUUCAAUCCCUUGUCAAUCAAUGCAUCCAUGUCUCCAGCACCUGGAACCGGCUCUGUAGACCAAUAUGAGAUUGGUGACAUUAGUGGGAAGUUUGGAUUACUGACAAAUUUGGACAAAAAACAAGAACUUUAUAUGGACAGCAAUAUGCCUCUCUCAGGACCAAACAGCAUAGUUGGCCGUUCAGUGGUAAUUCAUUACACCAAUGGUUCAAGGAUGCAGUGCGCUAACAUUUCUGCUGUGAACGCCUCUGCUGGUCAGCUGGUGACAGCACAGGCGACGUUCAAGAGCAACGUUACGGGAUCGAUUACACUGUCUCAGUGGAUAUAUCCUGAUGGCAGCUACAGCGACGUAAUUUUGGAGGUGGACAUUCGCUCAUCACAAAAGCUUGCAGUUAUGGAUCCUUCCUGGGAUGUACAUGACUUCCGUGCUGGUGAGAAUGUCAGUCAAUGCACUGGAGUUGGAGGCCGAUUUAAUCCUUUUGGCAUGCCUGCUGUGAACUCCAGCUGCUCCCGUGACCAUCCUCUAAACUGUGCGGUCGGGGACCUGUCAGCCAAACAUGGGAAUGUGAACUUGGGGCAGAGAAUGCUGUUCACUGACACAACUCUUCAGCUGACCGGGGAUUUCACAGUUGUGAACCGAUCAAUAGUGCUGAGGAACCAAAGUAGGAUUUUGGCCUGUGCUGACAUUCAGCCAAUGUCCCCCUCCACUGAACUCAUCUUCCCCAAUGUGAAAAACUUUAGCAGAUAUGACUUACGCAGCAAGGUUGCCACAGUUCUUGCGGUUGAUCUUUGGAGAGUCACCAUCUUGCCAGGAGCGCUCUCAUCUGCAGCAGGGGGGCAGUGCCAGAAAGUCAGCAUUCUGGUUUCAGGAAAUGUGAGCAUGCAAAGUCUGAACUCCCUUAAAGAUGAUGAGAGGAUGGGACCAUUUAGAAGAUCUAACCAAUGCUCAGAUAGAAAUUCUGGAGAACUACUAUUUCCUGGAAGACUUUCAAUCAUGUUCACAAUAACUGCCAUCCAGUUCCUCCUCUGUUGGAUUCUUCUGUAGACCACAGAUAAGAGUCUGCAAUUUGCUCAUUCCAGGAUAACAGAAUUGCAAAUACAUUUUAUUUGGGGAGAAAUUAGAUAUUAUAUUUGUAAAUAUGCUUAAACUUGCUUGUUCUUCACAGUAUGCAGAAUGUGACCUUUAUUGGGUUGACUAAAUCAAUGCAGGGAGUAAUUGUAUAUAUUAAAUGAAAUGUCUGGAUAUUUACUGUCACAUAAUGGGUUCAAUUUUGUUUUACAAGAGUACUUUAUGCAGUAAUAAUAGAGGACAUGACAGGAAGCAAUACUUUAUACUGUCAUUAAUGUAAGCUAAAAUGUCCAAAUAUAUAAACAUAGCCAAUAUUCUAUAAUGUAUAGUCCUUUGUACUUUUAUAAUGCUUAAUUUCAUGUAUUUCUGUAUGAAGCCAACAUCUUUUAAAUGGCACAGCAUCCGAGUCUGUUGAAAUGUCUUGUAUGAAAUGCUGCAAUGUGGGGGAAAUCAGUAUUGUCCAAAGCUGAAGACAUUCAGUACAGUAAAUUGUAAAAAAAAAAAAAAAAAAAAAAAAAAAAAGUUCAA
Molecule: messenger RNA, 3590 nt
Organism: Anguilla anguilla (European eel)
Lineage: Eukaryota; Metazoa; Chordata; Actinopteri; Anguilliformes; Anguillidae
Gene: cusr
Product: Copper-only SOD repeat protein
Exons: 10
Coding region: 84-3038 (984 amino acids)
Biological process (GO): superoxide metabolic process
Molecular function (GO): metal ion binding
Source: RefSeq, a predicted model, not a curated record